AUUCCCGUCUAUAACAUUGAUGGUACGCUUAAUACGGGUGGCUGCAUUAUGCACAAAUGUUUUUUUGUUGUCAAGUACCAAGGACACAGAGAACGAGUUACUGCUGAAGCUACCCAACUAGGGAAGAUUAACUUAAUCUUAGGCUGGACCUGGCUAUUUAAACACAAUCCUAAGACUGACUGGCAGACAGGGGUUGUCACAUUG
Messenger RNA from Serpula lacrymans var. lacrymans S7.9, 204 nucleotides. RefSeq lists its product as uncharacterized. NCBI's taxonomy places the organism in Eukaryota, Fungi, Basidiomycota, Agaricomycetes, Boletales, Serpulaceae. The transcript has a single exon. The annotation marks the transcript as partial. The record is from RefSeq and is a predicted model, not a curated record.